Puccinia triticina is the source of this 648-nucleotide messenger RNA. RefSeq lists its product as uncharacterized. The record is from RefSeq and is a predicted model, not a curated record. The transcript is spliced from 5 exons. Lineage: Eukaryota; Fungi; Basidiomycota; Pucciniomycetes; Pucciniales; Pucciniaceae. Bases 1 to 648 code for a protein of 215 amino acids.
AUGGGUAUCCUUAGAAUGGAUUCCUCCGCUCUUGGAAUAUCUCCUCAAGAUCGGAUCAAGGUAUACGGCCAGUCUUGCCACACAGCUUGGAGCUUUUGGCCGCGCCAAACUACCCCGCACCUCUUGACCCAGGGUAUACUUAAUAUGAAGCAGCACCCGGAUACAUCUUGCCUCUCUCCCUCAACAUACACCAGCUUGCUGCCCUACCAAGCUUUGAUGGACGUCAUCUCCUCGUUCUUUUACCGCGGCCGGUUCGAUGACUUUCACACAACCUUUAUGUCUGAAGAUAACCGGGAAUACAAAAACAUAAAAGAGAUUUACUACCAAUACAAAGACAAAGUUGAAGCCAAGCCUCCCUCACCAGCAAACAAAGAAACCGCUGUUGCCGUUGCCGCCCCAGCCCCAGUCACUGCCAGCUCCGGCGCGCACUCUGUCGGCUUGCUCCGCUCGGGCGUCUACCUCCCCUCAUUCACCCAUGCGCUCAAAGCCUUGCUCGAGAUCUCCAUCAGCUCGGGCUCAAUCGAUCCCGCCAUCUGCGUUGACAAUAAUGGCGUGGGCCUCAAUAUUCGCUUGAUCCGCGAAAACGAUCUAUUGAUGAAGCCGACGGGCAGACAGGGAGCACCCGCUGAGAAGCAUGGAAGGCUGUAA